AUGGCAGAUCACGUGAUCCUGAUCAAGCAAAGCAUGACCUGGGUGGACGCCUUAGAUUACUGCAGAGACAAUCACCGUAACCUGGUCUCCAUCACCAGCCUCAACCAGCAGAGGUGGGUCCAAGAGAAAGCCAAGCAGGCCGACUCUGACUACGUCUGGCUGGGACUGCGCUACACCUGCACUCUGGACUUCUGGUUCUGGGUCACUGACCAGGCGGUCCACUACAAUAACUGGAACUCAAGAGUGACGACGGAUGACUGUGACAUGUCCGGAGCCAUGGACCGCACAGGAGAACAUAAGUGGGUCAAAAAGAAUGACGAGGAGAAGUUUAAUUUCAUCUGUUUCAAGUAAAAACCUUCUCUGCUCGCUGGCAGCAGACACUUUGUUUAUUUACUCACUUUGUUUGCAGUGGUGUGACGUUUAAACAAUAUAUUUGAUGAUGAUUGAAAGGCAUUCUGGGAAAUGUAGGAAUCUGUUGGAACUACCAACAGACUUUCUAAUAGCAGAUUCUAACUUGAGAGAAAUUAGCUUCAUGAAAGUCUGUUACAAAAUAUCACAAGAUCAGUGAGGAUGUGACAGUGUAACAGGUUUUUCUGUCUCCUUGUUCUGUUACAGGAACACCUGAAUGAUCUCUGUGUUAUUUUAUCAAGUUGUUGCUUUACUCUCAUUUAAUGUGUGGAUUUUUAUUGUUAUUAAUCUUAUGAGG
Molecule: messenger RNA, 706 nt
Organism: Centropristis striata (black sea bass)
Lineage: Eukaryota; Metazoa; Chordata; Actinopteri; Perciformes; Serranidae
Product: lithostathine-1-beta-like
Exons: 1
Coding region: 1-351 (116 amino acids)
Source: RefSeq, a predicted model, not a curated record